GCUUCACAGAUCCCAACUGUACCCAGGUUUGCUUAGCCACUCAAGCAGUCUAAUUUGAUACUAAGCUACAGUCCACCAUGGCAAACAUGUACAGGACCAUUGCUGUAGACAGAGCAAUCUCAUCACCAGGUGGAAACUACAGCAUAAUCCCCCAAACAAGGUAUGCUGGAAGCGUCUAUGGUGGAGCUGGAGGCUAUGGUACUAAGAUUUCAAAAAGCUCAAGCUAUAGUAGUGGCUAUGGUGGUGGCAGCAGCAGCAGUUUGUUGGUCAAUACCAACAGUGACCUCUUGCUCAAUGGCAAUGAGAAACAAACCAUGCAGAACUUGAACGAUCGUUUGGCCACCUACCUGGAGAAAGUACGCUCUUUGGAGAAGUCUAACUCCAAGAUAGAACUACAGAUCAAAGAGUGGCACAGCAAGAACGCUGGCGUGGGAGAGAAGGAUUAUCAAGGAUACUACAAGACCAUCGAGGCUCUACAAAAUGAGAUUCUGAACAGUACCAUGGUCAAUGCUGAGAUCCUGCUGAAGAUAGACAAUGCUAAGUUGGCUGCAGAAGACUUCAGACUCAAGUUUGAAAGUGAGCGGUCCCUCAAAAUUGGUGUGGAAAAAGACAUCAUUGGACUGCGUAAACUGAUCGAUGAUCUCAAUCUCCAAAGAAUAGACCUGGAACACCAGUAUGAGUCCCUGCAGGAGAACCUGGCUUAUCUCAGGAAGAACCAUGAGGAGGAAGCCUCUGUGCUCCGUAACCAAAUAACAGGCCACAUCAAUGUAGAGGUGGAUGCAGCCCCCUCUGUGGACCUGGCGAAAGUAUUGGCUGAUAUGAGGGCGCAAUGUGAAGCAGUUGUAUCGAAGAUCAAGCAAGAUGCCAAGCAACAGUUUGAGACCCAGAUAGAAGAAGUCAAUAUACAGAUUGGCGGCAACGUCACUGAAUUGGAAAAACACAGGUCCUCUGUUAAAGAAGUUAAACGCCAUGUCCAAAGCCUGGAGAUAGAACUUCAGUCUGAGAUCAGUAAGAAAGAUGCCCUGAAUGCCACACUAAACAAUAUCAAUGCCCAGUAUGCUGCACAGCUGCUCCACAUGCAAACUGCAAUUAAAUGUAUUGAGGAGCAGCUCAUACAGAUUCGAAGUGACAUGAGUCGCCAGUCUCAAGAGUAUGAAAUUCUUCUGAACAUCAAGCUCCGCCUUGAACUCGAGAUUGAAACGUAUCGCCGACUUCUGGAGGGAGAAGAUGUCUACUCAAUAACCGAACAAGAGAAAUUAAGAGAACUGAGCAGAAGUCGUAAGAUCAAGACUAUUGUGGAAGAAGUGGUUGAUGGGAAAGUUGUUUCUUCGCAGGUUAAAGAAAUUGAAGAGGCCCUCCCUAGUGUGAAGCAGUGACACUCAACCUGAUAACCAACUGGCCAAUGGCUAGGCUACCAGCCACUCCAUUCAUUCUAGUGACACGCAGAGCCAAACUAAUGUCACUUUAAUAAAGUAACCAGAAGGGUGUUUCUGUUGAUGCCAGUUGAAAAAAUAAACAAUAAAAUAUCAAGGUGGAAAAAAUAA
Messenger RNA from Xenopus tropicalis (tropical clawed frog), 1544 nucleotides. It is a transcript of the gene krt20, whose product is annotated as keratin 20. Lineage: Eukaryota; Metazoa; Chordata; Amphibia; Anura; Pipidae. Bases 78 to 1376 code for a protein of 432 amino acids. The transcript is spliced from 8 exons. The record is from RefSeq and is a predicted model, not a curated record. Gene Ontology annotation, molecular function: structural molecule activity.